CGCAAUAAAAUUAUCCCUUUCAAAUUGACGCACGGAGGAAGUGUGAAGCAAUACGUGUUACCGGUUACAACCUAGUGUUUCAGCGUAGUUUUCUACCUAAAGAACAAUGGGUGAUAUUCCUAUUGGAGACGCCACAAAGGGGGCCAAGAUCUUCAAGACUAAAUGUGCACAGUGUCACACAGUAGAGGCAAAUGGUAAGCAUAAGACGGGUCCGAACCUUCAUGGCUUGUUUGGUCGCAAAACUGGACAGGCACCAGGUUUCUCUUACACUGAUGCUAACAAGAACAAGGGCAUCACAUGGGGCCCAGACACUCUGUGGAUUUACCUGGAAAACCCCAAGAAGUACAUUCCUGGAACAAAGAUGGUCUUUGCUGGUCUAAAGAAAAAAGCUGAGAGAGCAGAUCUCAUUGCUUACCUGAAGGAGGCCACAAGCUGAAACCAGUUUUGUGCAGAAUAAUGCAGAAGUGCCAUGCAAUUAUAUGGAUUUUACUUUCUUUUCAUCAAGCAUGUAACAUACUAUUUGAAAAGACACUAGUGUGGAUUGCUGGAAUGUGUCUGAACAACUUUAAUUAAUUUGCUGUACAGGAUGUGAAACAGUAUUAUUUACAAGGCUGUGCUUUGUUGUAAUGUACUGAUUUUAAAAGGCCAUGGUGACAAUGAAAUUUUCUGAGUUUUAAA
Messenger RNA from Pocillopora verrucosa, 678 nucleotides. Its product is annotated as cytochrome c. Lineage: Eukaryota; Metazoa; Cnidaria; Anthozoa; Scleractinia; Pocilloporidae. Gene Ontology annotation, molecular function: heme binding; electron transfer activity. Gene Ontology annotation, cellular component: mitochondrial intermembrane space. The record is from RefSeq and is a predicted model, not a curated record. Gene Ontology annotation, biological process: mitochondrial electron transport, ubiquinol to cytochrome c; mitochondrial electron transport, cytochrome c to oxygen.